Eremothecium sinecaudum is the source of this 1605-nucleotide messenger RNA. It is a transcript of the gene KRI1, whose product is annotated as Kri1p. The transcript has a single exon. The record is from RefSeq and is a predicted model, not a curated record. Gene Ontology annotation, cellular component: nucleolus; 90S preribosome. Lineage: Eukaryota; Fungi; Ascomycota; Saccharomycetes; Saccharomycetales; Saccharomycetaceae. Bases 1 to 1605 code for a protein of 534 amino acids. Gene Ontology annotation, biological process: endonucleolytic cleavage in ITS1 to separate SSU-rRNA from 5.8S rRNA and LSU-rRNA from tricistronic rRNA transcript (SSU-rRNA, 5.8S rRNA, LSU-rRNA).
AUGCCUAGAAAGAAGUCUGCCGCCAAAAAGGCCAAGCUUGAAGCUGAAAAAUCAAAGGCUCAAGCUCAAAGGGCGAAGGUUGAAGAAACAGUGAAGCAAGAUGAUGAAGUUUUAGAUUCAAAGUCAAAUCGCCAAGAUGCAAUCGAUGUUGAUGUUAGUGGUGACACUGACUCUGAUUCUAGCUCUUCUGAAGAAGAGGAUGAUUUUGGUGAACUGGUUACUGAAGAAGUUGAAGAAGGUAUUCAGAACGUUCUGACAGCAAUUAGGAAAGGUGACAAGGAUAAAUUGCUAGAUCCAAAUGUAAAGUUCUUUGAGGAUCCUGAAGAGGCUGCAGCGAAGUUAAAGAAGACCGAGAAGCAGAAACCGAUCUAUUUAAAGGAUUAUCAUAGAAUGACUUUGCUCUCUGGAGGUAAUCCUGGAGACAAUGAGGAGUUUGAGACUGUAGAUGGCCAGCAGUCGUAUGUUUCUCAAAAGAAGGAAGAAAAAGCGCAGUUACUUGAUGAGAUUAAUGAGGCACUUGGUGACAAUUCCAAUGAUGAAGAUGAGUUUUUGGUUAAAAAGGAAAAGACAAAUGUCGCUGAAAAUAAAACCUCACUCCCAGAUCCUGAGGUUGACGAUGAAAAGUUUCUGGAAGAGUUUGUGAAACAGCAAGCUUGGAUUCCAAAAAAGGGCGAUAAGAUUUUGAACCUAGAUGCCACCAAGUUUGAGGAGGACGACGAAGAGUUCGAUGACGCUGUUGAGCAGUUUGAGAAGGCUUACAAUUUCCGAUAUGAAGACCCUAACGCAGCUGAGAUCGUGUCAUACGCCCGUAAUCAAGCAACCUUAAGAAGGUCGGCAUCAUCCUCUCGUCGCAGGAAGAGAGAAGAGGAGAAAGCGGAGAAAGCCAAGCUGAAGGAAGAAAAAGAGAAGGCUAUCCAUAAAAAGAAGACUGAGACCGUGCAUCAAAUCACAGAUGUGUUAGAACGUGUGAAAAAAGAGUAUGGUUCUGAAAUUACGGAGGAUAUGGCAGCCACUCUAACCAAAACCCUAUUAAAUGAUGAUUACGACGACAGUAAAUGGGAUGAGGUCAUUGGAAAUCUGUUUAACGAUGAGUUCUAUGAUAAAGAAGGCAAACCAACCUUUGGUGAAGAUGACGAUAUUAUGCACGAGUUCUACGAGGACGGUGAUGUUCAACAUGAUGAAGGUAGUGAAGAAGAAGCGCCAGCAAAAAAGAGGAAAAAGGAUAAGAAGGAAGAAAAGUUAGCUAAAAAGCAGGAAAAGAAGCAACUUGCUAAGCUUGCUGAGGAAGCUGUAGAGAAGAACAAGCUUGCUCUUAUUGAAAAGGUUGAGGAAGAGAGAGGUCGUUCCAAAAAAACAGACGACGGAUUGAAAUUUAGAUACAGAGAAGUUUCACCUGAGAGCUUCAAUUUGACAACUAGGGAAAUUCUUGCGGCCGAUGAUGCUGCUUUAAAUGAAUAUAUUGGUCUCAAGAAGUUUGCACCAUAUAGGCCAAAGGAAUUGAGGAACAAGGAUAAGAGGAAAGUGACUAAAAGCAAGAGAUUGAGGGAAUGGAGAAAAAAGGUAUUUAGAAACGAGGCAGGUUUGCAAGAUGAAUCUGAAAAUUAG